GAGCAACUGUCAAACGCCAUGUGUUUGUUUUGCAUUUGCGGCCUGUGAUUUUUCGGCAGAAUUUCCUCAUCUACUUUUUACCAUGAAAUUCCCUUUCACGCCGCUCUUUCUCAGGCGCACCGCCAAGUUCGGCACAAAAGUGUCAGUUGAUCUGGAGGAGAAUGUGGCCAAGGCGCUGGAGACGGUGGAAUUCAAGCCCAGAAAGCAUCCCGGAGUCAUUAAAGUGAAGACUGUGAAGAUGCCAGAGUUUCUCGAGAGGACAAUACCCAAAGUUACACAGGACUUCCCGAUCGCCUCCAUUCGCAAUGACGCUCAGGCGCUGAACAAGUAUCUCUGGAGCAGACAUCCGCCACCAACAGCGGCAGAGAUCAAGGCGAAGCAGGAGAAGUUCCGGGAUUUGCUCAUUGCCAAGCACAAGUUCAAUUUCGCCGAGAUGACAGAGACGGAGAGACACAAAGCCAACAACACGCUGUUCUCGAAGGUGCAGACUCGUCUUCGACAGGAGAUUUACUCCUGGAAGAGCAUCCAGUACGACACAUACAAGUCCCUGCAGUAUCUCCUGGGCAGAAGUCCGGCGGAAUAUGCGGCCAUGGUGAAGAUUUUGACGGAGAUUCGCGACAGAGACGCGAAUUUCUGCCCAAGAAGUUACUUUGACUUCGGAUCGGGAGUGGGAAGCGCUCUCUGGGCCACGAUUGACGUCUGGCCGAAGAAGAAUAUCUUCGAGUACUUCAUGGUGGACACCUCGGCGGAUAUGAAUGACCUGGCGGAGCUGAUCCUGCGCCAGGGCAAUCCUGACAGAGAGCCGAUGGUGAGAAAUUACUUCUUCCGGCAGUUCUUGCCCGCUUCCGCCACAAAUACCUACGAUCUCGUGAUCUGUGCGUACACACUGUUCGAGCUGGCGUCCAAGGAUGCGCGUCUGAUGGCGCUGAAGACGCUCUGGACGAAGUGCGAGCACUACAUGGUGAUCGUGGAGAGAGGAACCAAGGCGGGCUUCACGCUCAUCACCGAAGCGAGAGACUUCCUGCUGCGGAUCGAUCCUGACAACUGUCACGUCCACUCGCCCUGUCCGCACGAAUUCGUCUGCCCGCGGAGAGUGGCUGACGACGGAACGCCGUGCAAUUUCGAGGUGAAGUACGAGAAUUUGGCGGCCAUGGAGAAAAAUCGGAUACAAAAUGAGACUUACAGCUACGUUGUGCUGCGCAAGAAGCCACGAGAUCUGUCGCAGACAGAGGACUCCUGGCCCAGGAUCGUUCGGCCUGUGCUGGUGCGGAAGAAGCACGCGAUCUGCCGGAUGUGCACGAAAGAAGGGAAUCUGCAGGAGAUCAUCUUCACAGCCGCCAAGCAGGGGAAGAUGACUUACUAUUGCGCGAAGAAGAGCAACUGGGGCGAUCGUCUGCCCAUCAACAUCGUCAAUCCAGAGCCAGAAGCUGCAGAGAGCCAAGAGGACAGCUCGCAACGGCCGGAGGAGGAAGUGAGAGAUAAAGAGUGAUUCAUUCGAUGCUUUAUUACACGGCGGAGAAUAAAUAACACUGUAGUUCUUCCCAUAAGAAA
Phlebotomus argentipes is the source of this 1551-nucleotide messenger RNA. Its product is annotated as methyltransferase-like protein 17, mitochondrial. Gene Ontology annotation, cellular component: mitochondrial small ribosomal subunit. The transcript is spliced from 2 exons. The record is from RefSeq and is a predicted model, not a curated record. Bases 83 to 1489 code for a protein of 468 amino acids. Gene Ontology annotation, biological process: translation. Gene Ontology annotation, molecular function: structural constituent of ribosome; methyltransferase activity. Lineage: Eukaryota; Metazoa; Arthropoda; Insecta; Diptera; Psychodidae.